Messenger RNA from Styela clava, 3104 nucleotides. Its product is annotated as SCO-spondin-like. Gene Ontology annotation, biological process: proteolysis. Lineage: Eukaryota; Metazoa; Chordata; Ascidiacea; Stolidobranchia; Styelidae. Gene Ontology annotation, molecular function: serine-type endopeptidase activity. The record is from RefSeq and is a predicted model, not a curated record.
ACAUGAUUUAAUAUUAGCAUAAAUGAGUUGAACUUUAUUUAGCUGAGCAAGCAUAGCUUAAGACAGACGAAACUGUACAAAAAUAAUAUUUGUCAGCCCGAAGCAAGAAUCUGUAAAUAAGUCGAAGAAAAUACUUUAUGUAAAUAAAUCUUAAUUUAAAGUGUAAUAUAUAAGCCCGUUUCCCGGAAUUGAAGUUGCAUUCGAAUUCCCGUGAUUCGUUCAUUACGUCUGAUUGGCAUAUAAUUUUAACGAUAUUUGAGAACAGUUGAAUUACGUCAAAAAGAUUGAUUUUGAGUACGCUUUCACGUAAAGGAACAAAUCGAUUAGUAAUAUGUUUGACAGGGAAUGGUCAAUUUUCGUUUUCCUUCUAUGUUUGAAAAUUAUCAUUGCAUCGGAAGAAGGCUCAGAGCAAUGUUCGGACAAACCAAAAGUUUGUGAAUCAUAUGCAAUGAUUGAUAAGGAUUUUUGCGAUGACAAAAAUUUGGAAAAAUUUGUCCGUGAAAAUUGUCAGAAGUACUGCAACAAAUGUACUAAAGAGAAUAUUCCAAAAGUUGAAUGCAAAAAGAAUGAAUUACGAAGAUAUAAAGAUUUGGGUUGCUGCAACGCAAUUUCUGGUGAACAACAAUGCGGGCGUGAUUCCUGGUCUCAGUCGCGAGGUGUACCAGUGAACAGACCUUGGCCGUGGCAGGUUAUAUUUUUGGUGGAUCCUAAUACGUUUUGCGCAGGUGCACUGUUAACUAAAAAUUGGAUCAUAACAGCUGGAGAAUGUUACAAAGGCUAUACUAAUGAAAGCGGGGUCACUGUAUUUGCUGGACCUCGCCAUUUCGAUAAUAUAAAUCCAGGUACCGCGCAAAUAAGACCAGGAAAAAGGCACAUACUAUCUGAUGGAACAUAUUCAAAGAGUAUUACAAAUAUGCUUGCCCUGACACAUAUAAACUCAGUUGAGAUUGAAAAACAUAGAGUGCCUGUUUUCCCAAUCUGUCUUCCAAAUGGAGAAAAACCAGAAACCGGAAUGAAGUGUUUUUUCACGGGAUGGGGAGUGGGUUCGGAAUCGUCAAUUUUGAAAGAGGUUGACCUGACGAUAAUGAAUCAACAAAACUGUAUUACUGCAUUUGGAGAUGAUUUUGCAUUCAAUCAAACAAAUAUGUUAUGUGGAUCUACAAAUCAGAACAUCUCCGAUGCCUGCAAAGUCAAUACAGGUGGACCCCUGGUUUGUCAGCGUUGUGACAUAUGUCAGUGGUAUUUGGCUGGAAUCCAUAUAUACAAAAGCGGAUGCUUUGAAAAUCAAUACUAUGCUGCUUUCGCUGAUAUUCAAUAUUUUGAAGAUUGGAUUUCCGAGUCAAUAUCUACUUCGCUGAACAAAACCGGUUCUUGUGUAAAACCUUUUUUAGGUAAAUUUAGCGAAUGGUCCGAAUGCUCAGUAUCAUGUGGGGGUGGAGUAAGGUUCAGAGAAAGGAAAUGUAUUAAUGGAAGGAUAGGACAGGAGGAGUGUCCAACAGAUCAAUCUGUUGAACUAGGGAAAUGCAAUGUAAAUCGUAGUUGUGCUUUUUUCACCGAUUGGUCACCCUGGGGAGAGUGUAGCCAAACAUGUGGGAAAGGAGAACAAAAAUCAGCAAGAACAUGUAAGCAUGGAGAAGUCGGUGACAAUGGAUGUAUUGGAGAAACAGAAAGAACGCAAGAAUGUGUUGAGGCGGAGUGCGCAGGUUGGGGUGAAUUCAACGAAUGGACUAAAUGCUCGCAAACAUGCGGACAUGGAUCGCGUAUUAGAGCUAGGAAAUGUAUAAAUGGAAAGAUUGGUCAGGACGGCUGUCCACCCCGACAAGCUGUUGAACUUGAAAGUUGCUUUGAACCAAAAUGUCCUACAUUUACUGAAUGGUCACUCUGGGGAAAAUGUAGCCGAACAUGCGGGGGAGGAGAGCAAAUAUCAACACGAACAUGUAAGCAUGGAAAAAUCGGCGAAAACGGAUGCAUAGGAGAAAGGCAAAAAACGCAGGAAUGUCUACAGGCGGAGUGUGGUGGUUGGACUGAGUUUAAUGAAUGGUCUGAAUGCUCUAAAACAUGUGGAGCUGGAAGACGUGUCAGAAAAAGGGAAUGUAUGAAUGGAAAACUUGGAGAUAGAGAUUGUCCACAUCCAUUAGCAUUUAAAUAUCAAGACUGCAAUAAUAAAAAGUGUCCAGUUUUCGCUGAAUGGUCACCUUGGGGAGAAUGUAGCCAAACGUGCGGCGCAGGAGUGUCAAAAGCAAUUAGAACUUGUAAUCAUGGAAAAAUUGGGGACGAAGGAUGUAUUGGAGAAACAGAGAGAACUAUGGAAUGUCUUGAGACAGAAUGCGCAAGUUGGGGUGAAUACAAUGAAUGGUCUGAAUGCUCCCUCACAUGUGGAAGGGGAAGGCGGGUAAGAAGCAGGGAAUGUACAAAUGGAGAAAUUGGAGAUGCAGGUUGUCCGCCUGAUCGAGAGAAUGAGUUGGGAGAAUGCAAUAAACAAAAUUGUCCUACUUUCACUGAAUGGUCUCCAUGGGGUGAAUGCAGUCAAUUAUGUGGGAAAGGCGAACAAAAAGCGAUACGAAUAUGUAAUCAUGGACAGAUGGGUGACGAUGGAUGCAUUGGACCGACAGAAAAAACUCGAGAUUGUUUAAUAAAAGAUUGCGAAUCCAAUAUGUGUCUCCAAGAAUGGAUGGAGGACAAGAAAUGUUUGUCUAUCGAUAGAAAUAGAUGUAGUGACAACGAGGUUUCUCAGACAUGUCCGAAUACAUGCUGUACGGUUCUAGAUUUCAUACCAUGCAUUGAUGAUCCUAAAUAUUUGGACUACUGCAACUAUUAUAGGAGUUUAUGUACUGAUUCAUCACAAUCGUCUAUUAUGUUAGCUUAUUGUAAGAAAACUUGUGGAUAUUGCAGCUUUGAAUCGGACAAGAAAUGAAAAAAUGAAGAUAUGCGACUCAAUAUUAAAAUUGUACUGAUUUAAAAAAACUAUACUAAAUUUCUGAUUUGAAAUUGCUUGUAAUUGAAUAAAAAUUAAACUCUUAGAUCAGACACUUUGUUCAUUCAUUUUCUGUGAAUAUGUGCAAAUAAUAAAAUAAAAUAGUAUGAAAAUAAGUAAGUUCCGAAAC